Molecule: messenger RNA, 744 nt
Organism: Notothenia coriiceps (black rockcod)
Lineage: Eukaryota; Metazoa; Chordata; Actinopteri; Perciformes; Nototheniidae
Product: MAGUK p55 subfamily member 7-like
Exons: 6
Coding region: 343-744 (133 amino acids)
Molecular function (GO): protein binding
Source: RefSeq, a predicted model, not a curated record
UCUGUCUCGGAGAGUGGCACGGCUGAGGCGUAACAUUUUUGAAAGGUUGUCUUCAGCACAUAGUAAGCGGGGAUGAGUUAAGUAGGUUUAAAGGAACAACGCGGUUUCCAAAGUGGAGAAUAACAGAACAGAUACGUUUUGUUUUCGAAGGAACCAUUGGAGUACACUGUGACCGGCAAAGAACCAUUCAACUCCGACCUCCGAUGCAAAGGCUCCAUGGCAUAAAGCCUGUCCUCACAUUCAGCUGGUCCCUGGGGAGAGCUGCCGAGGAACUCACUACUCUGACGCCCCGCUGCCAUUUUCCACAGCCUGAGGGGAAUCAGGAAGCAGCCAGCAGGAGCCAUGCCUGCCCUGGCCACCGGAGCCGGCCACGAGCCAGGUCUGUACGAGCUGCUUGCUGCUCUGCCCUCUCAGCUGCAGCCCCAUGUCAGCCGUCCUGAGGACAACGCCUUCCUCCAGGACAUGUUUGGGGAGCGCAGCCUGCACUCGCUGAUCAAGAUCCACGAGCAGCUGCAGCUCUACGAAGAGAGCAAACCCGUCCCAGUUCUGGACAGCGCUGCUGCUCUGGCCCAUGAAUUGUCCAAGGAGUUGGAAGGGAAAUCAGCCAAUGGAGAAAUCAAAGAGCUUCUCCAACUGCUGGCCAAACCCCACGUGAAGGUGAGCCCUGCAGGUGUCUCAGCCAGACAGAGCUGCAUUCGAGACGGGCGGAUUAAGAAGGAGAACUGGACGGCGUUCCUUCUUUAA